Molecule: messenger RNA, 1834 nt
Organism: Acanthoscelides obtectus
Lineage: Eukaryota; Metazoa; Arthropoda; Insecta; Coleoptera; Chrysomelidae
Source: the annotation of a GenBank genome assembly
GUCCAUCAUCAGCAUGUGUAGAACUCUAUCGUUCUAUAAUCAGAAUGUUGUUAAACAUAGACUGAUUACUUGGAACCAAAACACACACACGACCUUCCCGAGAUUUGACCCCGUCAUAUCUUCACUCAUAAUCAGUAAUGCUCAUAAUUGAAACUUAAAAAAACGUUCGUUCCUUGGGCUUAUCAACUUCUCGACUUUUAUAUUGAGGUUGAACGUAGAUAACUUGAAUAUAAAGAGGAUGGCUCUAUACUGGCGUUUCAGACUCGUUCUGUGUGAUUUGCAGACGAGGCUAAAGCGUGUCAACUUUGUGAUCAACUUCUGUUGGUGCCACAUAAAGUGUACUAGUGAAGUCAUUUGUGGUGUUUUUGCUUCCUGCAUCAAUUCUACAAUUCCAAAGAAAUGGCUGCUGUGAUUCCUGCUGUUACUAGAAUCUCACCUAGAGUUAUUAGAAUUCUAGGUUGUAACCCUAGCACUGAAACUCAACAGGGUACUAACACAUACAUCAUAGGAACUGGUAAAAGGCGUAUUUUAAUAGAUUGCGGAGAAGCUGACAUCCCAGAAUACAUCAACCACUUAAGAGCGGUUUUGAAUUACGAGGGAAUUGAUUUGGCUCAUAUCUUCAUCUCGCACAGCCAUGAAGAUCAUAUAGGAGGCUUGGCUGACGUUUUUGAGCACGUUAAAGAUAAAACUAAACACUGCCAGGUUUGGAAACACCCCAGCCCAAAAGACAGCGAGCUGAACAUCCCAAAACACAUAGAAAUAGAGCAUCUAAAGGAUGGCCAAGAGUUCGUUGUCGAAGGAGCGACAAUCCAGAUCUUGCGUUCACAAGGUCACACUGAUGACCACGUAGCGUUCCAUCUUUUGGAAGACAACGCUGUCUUCAGCGGUGACUGUCUGAUGGGUGACGGAAUUGCAGUUUGCGAAGACUUGUUUGACCAGUUGCAUUCUUUGGGGGAGAUUGCAAACCUCAACCCUUCUGUGGUUUACCCUGGACAUGGAAACAUCAUUCAUAACCCAAUGGACGCAAUCCACAUGUACAUCCAACAUCAAAUGCAACGAGAACGCAUGAUAAUCGAGUUUCUGCUCAACAACAAAUCCCAAUCGUUCAAUAACGAAGAUCUGGUGAGACUGGUCUUCCAGAACCUUCCGGAAAAACAAGUCAAAACAGCUUUAACCAGCAUCAAUCAUCACCUGUUGAAACUAUUGAAAGAAGACAGAGUCAGAAAAUCAAAUGGAAAAUGGCAGAUCAACGACACCAUUCAACUCGUUGCUUCGUACUAAGUAUUAAUGUGAUUUUGUCUACGACCGGGCCGUAAACUGUUCUUUCUGUGCGAUAAGUCCUACUUUUUAGCUCCCGGGAUUUUUACGCCGCAAUAACUUCAGAGCCCGCUAUCUUUAAAUCAACCAAUAAUCAUUAAUCAUAAGACUCGGCUGCAGAUAAUAAUUAUUUUAUAUCCACUUGAAGGCUAUUCUGAAUUUUUGACUCACCUGGAAUCCGGUCGGAGAGAAAAUGUUUAGGUAUCUUGGGUGUAACAGGCAUUUAUAUCAGGACGUGUUAAUUCUACGGCCACUUUACGCCCUCGAUACAUAAAUAACUAUUUUGUAAUUCUGUGAAAAGGCUGCUUAUUUUAUAGUUCAUAUUGAAUUUUAUUGUUACUGUGAUAAGAUUUUUUAUAUGAUUGUAUUGGACAUGCAUCGAUACUUAUAUGUGUAUUCUAGAAGUAGAAUGUCGGUGUGUUGGACAACAUUUUGUGUUAAGUUAUAGUGCAUUUUUGUACUUAUAUUUUUAUUUAUUGUUGCUUUAGCGACAAAUAAAAUAUAAAAAUCAUUAAAG